Bathycoccus prasinos is the source of this 2328-nucleotide messenger RNA. RefSeq lists its product with no specific name. The transcript has a single exon. Bases 1 to 2328 code for a protein of 775 amino acids. NCBI's taxonomy places the organism in Eukaryota, Viridiplantae, Chlorophyta, Mamiellophyceae, Mamiellales, Bathycoccaceae. The record is from RefSeq and is a predicted model, not a curated record.
AUGGAGGAAACGGACUUUACUACUACUACUACUAAAGCGAAGUUGAUGAGAACGACGAGGACGGAGAUGAUGUCGUCGCAAAAUCAUCAUCAUCGAAAGUCGAAAAAACGCCUCGACUCCGCGGGGAGGACAUCUUUUUGCGACCACCUCGGCUUAGCCGAACAAAUCCACCGAAAAUCUCUGGACGUGAAAGAAAUGCAUCAGCUAUUAGUGGAACGGUUGAAAGGGAUGAAUCAUCACAUUCGAGAGGAGAAGGAAGAAGUUUCAAAGGGAGGAGAAGAGAUGGAAGGAGACGAUCGGCUUUUCUCAGGAGCCGCUUCUUGGCCAGAAAAUGGUCGAAAAGAGCAGAACGCCGAGGAGGAGGAAAAUUUUCCAGCGUCUAUCCGUUCUUCUUCUUCUUCUUCUCUGUUCAUGCACUCGCCGAUGACGAGUUUAAGCAACGCCGGAAGACGACAGAGCAGCAACCGAACAACGGGUUUUAGCGCUGAAGAAAGAAUAGAAGAAGAUAAUAAUACUAAUACCACCACGCGCGAGGAACAAGAAAUGAUCAAGAUGUUGCGAGAGUCGAAAGCGCAAAGGAGCGCGGCGGAGUUGAUGAUGUUAGAGGAAGAGGAGGAGGAGGAGGAGGAAAAGGAGGAGGAAGAUAUUUUCGCGACGAACCACCUGAGGAUGGAGGAGGAGGGAAAAACGAUGGCGACGACGACUGUGAUGUCUACGAGUAGGAACGGUACCGCCACUCCUACCACCAAGAAGAAAAAAUCCGCCGCCACGGAAACGGAUUACUUAAUCGACAUCGAAAAUUUGAAGAAAGAACGCAACGCGUUAAAGCGAGAACUCGCAGAGCUCGGGGAAGAUGUGGAAUAUCAUCGAAUGGCCUCGGCGGCGAGCAGAAUCGAGUGCGAUAACAACGAAGACGAAAAGCAACGGUUGGAAAUUGAGGUGCAAGAUUUAGAAAUAGAAAUAAGAGAGGUGGAGAAUCGAUUGGCGCAAGCGAGAGUGGAAAUGCAACACGCGGACCAAGAGGCGAGUUGUAAGAUUUCGUUUUUGAAAGAGUUGGACCACGAGCAAGGUGAAGCGGAGAGAGAGUUGGAGCAUUUGAAGGAGAGUUGUUUAGAGGAAGAGCGGAAGAUGGAGGAAAAACUCGCUGAGAGAGAAGCGGUGGAGGAAGCGUUGCACAGUUUGAGAGGAGAGUUGGAGGAGGAGAAGAUGUGGAAGGCACAGUUUGUGGACGAAGUGAGAGAGGCGGAAAGACAAGCCGAAGAGGCGACGACGGCAAUGAAAAACGCGAACGAAAAGACGCGAAUAGAGAGGAAGAAUUGCCAGUUGUUGGAUCAAAAGAGACGAGCGUUGGCGAAAGAGUGCGAGAAAUUGUUGGAGAUGAAGAAAGAUUUCGAGAAUUUUUUGGAAGUGAAGACGAGAGAAGACGUGUUAUUGCUCGAUGAAACAGAAGAAGGGGAAGAAGAUUUUCCGGUCGUGGACGACGAAGAAAAAGAUCAAGAAGAGGAGGAGGAGGAAGAAGAGGACGACGCGCCGAACGGAUCGCCGUCCUCAACAUUUUCGACGCCGGGAAAAGAUUCGGAUUACACGCAAUACUCUCCAGACUCGCCGUUACCUCCGCAACAUCAAAAAAAGUACUCCUUUAAGGAAGAACAAGAAGCGUUUACGCCGAGUGGAUCUGUGAAAACGUCCCCACGCGUAACCGCGCUCAUCGAGAAGGCGGCGAAAUCGCCUCUCAGAGCAAACGUAGGAAACGGAAUAGUAGUAGAAGAAGAAGAAGAAGAAGAAGAAGAAAGAAGGGUAAACGUUCGACGACGACAACAACCACAACCACAACCACAACAACAAGAUCACCUCCUCUCCCCGUGGUUGAUGACGUUCGAGGACACGCCUCCAGAAAAGAAACAAAACUUGAUCGAUUUGAAAACGCCUCCGGCUCCUCGGGAGGAGUCGUACGAGUCGGUUCGAUUACAAGCCGAGUUUAUCAAAAUGCAGCAAAACGCAGCCGCCUUGGAACGGAAAAAGCAAAGUAGAAGUAGCGGUAAACCAAAGAAAGUAAACAACAGCGACGACGCCGAAGAUCAAAAAGAACAAGAGCUCUUCGCUUUACGCGAAAAGCUCGAAACGCAAGAGCGGCGCUUGCGCCAACUCGAAGCCGUCACCGCGAAGAGCGCCUCCUCUUUGACCGUACCAAAACAACAUCGCUCUCAACAACAACAACAACAACAACAACAACAACGCGCGACGACGACGACGAAAAUAAAUCGCGAAAACGAGGAAAAGAAAAUCGAAGCUCGAGUUCGUUUACUCCAAGCUUUGCGAAUAAAAUGA